AUGGCUGGAGGCAGACACCCAUUCUAUAAGAGAUUACUCAAAGAGUACAAGUCCCUAUCUACCAACAGCCUUCUGGGAAUCACCAUGGUGAAGAACGACGAGAACUUGACAGAGUUUAUAUUCCGUAUAGAAGUGACCAAUCACACGCUUUACAAGAAAGAAGACUUGUUUCAUCUCAGCAUAAUCAUCACAUCAGAAUAUCCGGUAGACUCUCCGCGAGUACAAUUCGUAAUCUUUGAUGAGAUCGUCAUAGAUGACGAUGAUAAAGAUAGCAAGGGUUCGGAGAAUAAAGAUACAGUGGUCGUACCUAAUGGAGUGCCGAAAAUACCAAUACAUCCACAUGUUUACUCGAAUGGUCACAUCUGUUUGAACUUGUUGGGCGAAGACUGGACGCCAGCAUGUCUGAUUGAAUCUGUAUUGUUGAGCAUCCAGUCGAUGCUCAACACAAACGACAAGAACGAACGGCCACCUGAUGAUGCUGCUUAUGUGAAGAGAGCACCUUUGAAUCCCAAACUGACGACAUUUAUCUAUCACGACGAUACUGUGUAG
Scheffersomyces stipitis CBS 6054 is the source of this 549-nucleotide messenger RNA. It is a transcript of the gene UBC15, whose product is annotated as Ubc15p. The coding region runs from base 1 to 549 and encodes 182 amino acids. The transcript has a single exon. The record is from RefSeq and is a predicted model, not a curated record. Lineage: Eukaryota; Fungi; Ascomycota; Pichiomycetes; Serinales; Debaryomycetaceae.